AUGAUAGUACAGUAUGAAAUUGACGAUAUGCCUAAGAAAAUCGAAAGCACGGAACCAUUAGUGACUGACUGGCUGCAUAUGGCCGCUUUUCGGGACAAUACGCUAGGUUUUUCAAAGUUCACGACGGAAGACGGUCUUCAAAAAAUUACUAGGCAACAUGUAAACUCGUACAUCAGUCAGUACCACGCUCCAGAACGUAUCGUGGUCGCCGGAGUCGGUGUGAAUCAUGAUGAACUGGUGGCAGCAGUUCAGCGACAUUUUGGAGUUGGAACUGCAAUGUGGGACAAGAAUCCCGAAGUGCUUCUCCCAAAACUACCUCAAAUUGAUCGUUCUAUUGCUCAGUACACAGGCGGGGAAGUGAGGAUACAAAAGGAUCUGUCAACGUUGGCUAUUGGUACACCGUACCCGAAUCUUGCUCAUGUGGCUUUAGGUUUCGAAGGAGUUAGUUACAAAGAUCCAGAUUUUGUUGCCUUCUGCGUACUACACAUGCUUCUUGGAGGAGGUGGCUCAUUCUCUGCAGGUGGUCCUGGAAAAGGAAUGUACACGAGGUUAUACACCGACGUCAUGAACAGGUGCCACUGGAUUUAUGGUGCUACAGCUUACAAUCAUUCAUAUGCGGAUGCUGGAUUGUUUUGCGUUCAUGCCAGUAGUGAUCCUGAGCAGAUUAAUGACGUCCUUGUUAUUAUCCUUGACCAAUUCUUUAAACUGCUCAAAGGCGUUGAAAAGGAGGAACUAGAAAGGGCGAAAAUUCAACUCAAAUCUCAAUUAAUGAUGAAUCUCGAAGUACGACCGGUGAUGUUUGAAGACCUUGCUCGUCAAAUAAUCGGUCAUGGCUAUCGGCGGAAGCCUCAAGAGUAUUUGGAGAAAAUAGGUAGG
Cooperia oncophora is the source of this 876-nucleotide messenger RNA. The record is from the annotation of a GenBank genome assembly. NCBI's taxonomy places the organism in Eukaryota, Metazoa, Nematoda, Chromadorea, Rhabditida, Trichostrongylidae.